Messenger RNA from Danaus plexippus (monarch butterfly), 4352 nucleotides. RefSeq names its product ubiquitin carboxyl-terminal hydrolase 36 (gene scny). Lineage: Eukaryota; Metazoa; Arthropoda; Insecta; Lepidoptera; Nymphalidae. Gene Ontology annotation, cellular component: cytosol; nucleus. Gene Ontology annotation, biological process: protein deubiquitination; regulation of apoptotic process. Gene Ontology annotation, molecular function: cysteine-type endopeptidase activity; cysteine-type deubiquitinase activity. The coding region runs from base 210 to 2852 and encodes 880 amino acids. The transcript is spliced from 11 exons. The record is from RefSeq and is a predicted model, not a curated record.
GGAUUUUAUCUUCGCGUAUGGUUGGACUGUGUGCGUUUUCCCUUUUUCGUGCCGUGAACUUGUAUUUUGGGUAUAUACACAUGGUUGUAUUAAUGAUUAAAUAAUAUAACAACUUUUUAUAAAUUAUUGCUCAGAAAUUUAAGUAUUAUCAUGUAUAACUUUGUAAUUUGACUAUAUUCGUGGAGUGAUAGUGCAGUUUUGGAGGUAAAAUGCCCGCUUCAAUUUGUGACCCAGUAUCCAGCGCAUUGCGUUUGUCUUUAACUGCAGAAGAUUCCUCAAACUCUUCCUUAUUAGAUAGAAGACUUUACUCAUCAGCAAAGAGUGUCCUACUGUCUAAAAUUGAAUUUGAAGAAUCUGGUGACUAUCAAAGCAAUGUUCUCGAUGGUUUGAAGUCUAAAUACGUGGUUAUACGUAAAAAACCUGUGCUUGAAAGUAAAUUGCUUAAGAAAGAUGUUAAUUCGGUGAAUCAAAAUACAGAGAACUCCAAAAAUGGUGAUGAAGGGUUGCCAAAACCUAAGAGGGUUUUCUUUCCUGUUGAAAAAGUACAAUUGGGAUGGCAAAGUGCCUGGGCAGCGGGAGCAGGUAUGCAGAAUGUUGGUAACACCUGCUACCUCAAUUCAACAUUACAAGCCCUUUUUCAUGUACCUGCCUUCGCUAAUUGGCUUGUAUCUGAUUGUACACAUGCUGAGAAAUGUAACCAAGAAGAAGCUUGCGUUAUUUGUGGUAUGAGAGCAACCCUGAUGGCCACUCAGAAGAGUGGCGGAGCAGCAAUCAAGCCUUGGCAAGUGUACUCUAAGUUGCGGCUCAUAUGUAAACAUCUUACACCAGGUCGUCAGGAAGACGCCCAUGAAUUUCUUAGAUAUCUUGUGGAGGCUAUGGAAAAGUGUUACCUCUCACGGCUUAUAAAUGCAGACAAACUAGACCAGUACAGCAAGGAAACCACCCCAUUGAAUCAGAUUCUCGGUGGUUACCUUCGUUCGACCGUCCGUUGUCUGGCCUGCCAUCAUCUUUCAACCACCUACCAACAUUUUCAAGAUUUGCUCUUGGAUAUAAGAAAACAUUCAACAUUGGAUGAAGCUUUGGACUCAUUUUUUUCCAGAGAAAGACUAGAAGAUUUAGGUUAUAAAUGUGAAGCUUGUAAUAAGAAGGUGUCAGCAACCAAACAAUUCUUCAUAGAGAGGGCGCCGAUGGUGCUCUGUAUCGCACUCAAGAGAUUCUCUCUGGCCGGUGGGAAGUUAUCAAAGCAUGUGCAGUUUAGAAAAAAAAUUAAUCUUAACAAAUAUAUUUAUAAUAAAAAUAAUCCUCAUCAGUUGUCUUACAAACUGGUCAGUCUUGUAACACAUCUCGGACCAUCACAGAACUCGGGCCACUACACCGCCAUAGGACAGGCUCCUAACAGCAACUACUACCAAUUCGAUGAUAGUUGUGUCCGGCCCAUCCCUCUAUCUGCAGUCCUGGGAACUAACGCUUACAUUAUGUUUUUUGAAAAAGAUAAUACAAUUGAAGAUUCAGUGGUCCCCACUGCUUCAACUUCAAACGUCGUCUACGGCCCUCAGUUACCAGAAAACAUACUCAACAGGGACAAGAGCCCUUUAAAACUAACAUUCUACAGAAACGAUGACAGGAAGCCCAUCACAUUGAAUUCCACCGCAGUGGAUUCAAAAGCAGACGUUAAGCCCGUCAUACUGAACUCAACACUCAGCAAAUCAUCGGAGUCUAACAAUUCAAGUUCAGAACCCUGGGUCGUCAAACAGAACGGUGAAGUAGAAAAAGUUUCCCAAGGGACGAGAAUAUUGAAUGGCGCAGACAAGAGUGCACAGAAAGUAGACGAGGAUAUCAAAAUUAGUUUUAUAAUAAAGAAGCAGAACGGGGAAGAGAGCCAAAGCAAACCUAAAAUAUCAAAAAGUGACUCGGAUCUUAGAUCCAUUACUAAUGUAGGUAACAAAAUGUUAGAGAAAAGCGCCUCGGCCGGUAAGUUAGUGAAACUAUCAAAAUCGCCGCUAGAGAAACUCGAAGAACAAAUGAAUAAAAACGAUGCGGCUAACGGUGUGCACAGAAACGGUGGUAUGGGGUCCAAGUUGGUCCCUUACGACUCCGAGUCGAGCAGCGACGAGAGGAGUGAGCGGGAGAGGACGGCAGACGACAAGACCAAGAAGGACGACAAGGAACAGAACAGGAAACAGAAACCCAGCAGGUGCGACUCCCCGCAGACGCUCAUCGUGACCACCAAGGCCAUGCAUCACACCUGGACCGUCUGCAAGGAGAAGAGCGGCCCGCUGCUCAGUCCCAGUCUCAACGGAGACACUAACAAGAAGGCGAAGGAGAAAGAGGAGAGGCGAGGCGACGAAGAGAGUCCGAAUACCAGCGUCAGCAGUAUGUCGCCGCUCAGCGACCGCAGCGAGGUGGUCGCCGCCUGCCCGGCCGGGUCCACCACGGUGCCGGUCACGCCCGCCGCACCCACUGUCAACUUGGAGACAGCACGCCACCUGCACGGCUUGUCGCACCGCGGGUAUGGCGCCCCCGUCUCCACCUGGAACGGCACUCACAGCGCUAUGUCGCGACAGGUGUUCGAAGAGAGACGCGAAGAAAGGAAACGCGCUCUCGAAGCGACGGACGAUAUGGACCGAGGCCGGACUAAGAAAGUAAAGAAGUUCCACCAUUACAACAGGUUCAACAAUAACAGGAACGGUUACAACCCCUUCCAGGAGAAACAAAACAAACUGCACUGGGGCGGCAACUUCAAGUACCGCGGAGACAGGCGACCCACGCACCACUUCAACAAACACCACAGUAAUAAGUACAAACGAUUUAACAGGUACAGCAACAACCACCACUACCCCCGCCACCAUUGACCCUGGCCGGUCAACGGAAUGUUGUCUGUGUAUAUACGUGAACGGACUCCCUGAACUAUAUAGUUAGAACAUUUUUAAGCUAAUACUAGUUAAGGUGGUUAAUAUUGACAUGUUGAUAGACGAGGAGGUGUUUCAAGAAUGACCCGCUGACGCCGCGAAGUCCAUUAAUUGUUACAGUAGAGUGUAGUGGGUUAAAUUAUGUACUGCCAAUGUCAGCCUUUGUAACAUAAACUGAUAGUGUGAUACAGAAAUAUCCUGUAACAUAAUUAUGUAUGCGACUGUAAUAUUGUGAUGACUGAGAAUGUUUUAUUUGGUCUCGUAAUUUCUUUACCAGAAUCACGCUACUUGUCUAUUACUAAAGCAUUUCGAUGAAAAAUAUGUAAUCUUUUCUAUCUGACAGAAAAACUACGCUGUAAGCUAUUUGACGAAUAGAGAUAUUUAAAUUAUCUACUUAAAUAGUCGAGCGAAUUUAAUGUAAAGGUAUCCUGCGGUGACUUUCUUUUGAAAGCGGUUUAUUCGUGUCAGACAUUUGUUCUACCUCAUCUUUGAAGUCGGUUGGAAAUCAGGUCGAUGUAUCACAAAAAAAAAUAAUAAACAAAUGAUAAAAUAGUUUUUUUUUUUGGAAUAGUUAUUGAUUAAGAUAGUGUUGUAAGUGAUAGCAAUAAAUGUGAAAUGUAAUGAUAGCUGUGAAUAGUCAGGUGACGGGAAUCAGUCGGGGAUCACGACAAAUGAAAGUUACAACGGUCACUACACGGCUUCGGAUCCGCGUUUAACAUUUAGAAAAACAUGGCGCGAGCCGAUACGACGCCGUGUGGGCUUAGCUUAAAUCACAUCAGUGUUCAAAAAUUUCCUAAGACCCAACCGAUGAAGCAUCCUCUUUUAAAAUACUGACUCUAUUUUCAAACUAUCUUCACUUGGAUUUCGUUGGAAUUCUGAAGUAUUAUGUAGUAAACUAUGUUUCCUGAGGAAUAUUUUUAUUUUUUGUAUAAUAAGCCACAAUUAUACGUUGACAUUCAUCUGAUUGAUAAGUUUUCUUUGUAAAUAAAACACUCAGUCGAAAAUCGGAUUAUUAUAUAGUAAGUUAUACGGGCUUAUACUUUUGUAACAAACCCCCGCAUAUGAUAGUCAUUUUGUUUAUGUGUUAUCGACCUAUAUGAUGUACACGGGUUCAGUGCUCGCGUUCAGUCGCAGCGAGCCGGACAGACAUACAAACAUCGUCGUUCAUGAAGUGUUCCAUACAUGUUAUGUACGUAGCAUUUAUAUUUAUUUCCUGUCCUCAGUUCGACGUCAUGUAUUUCUAGUUGUUAAGGUGAUAUAAUUAUUUACUUAGACCUAUUUCUUAGUUAUUGUAAAAGGUACUGUUAAAUAAUUUUUUUUUGUUAAUUACCAUGAGAAUGUUACAUUAUGAAAGUGUAAGAAUACUCUUUCACACAAAUAUUUUUCUUAAUAAUUGAUGCAAGCGUUUUGCUGAAAUGGAUAAAAAAAAACAUCUUAUUAUAA